This is a messenger RNA of Pollicipes pollicipes, 969 nucleotides long. Its product is annotated as putative G-protein coupled receptor B0563.6. Gene Ontology annotation, molecular function: G protein-coupled receptor activity. The record is from RefSeq and is a predicted model, not a curated record. Gene Ontology annotation, cellular component: membrane. Bases 1 to 969 code for a protein of 322 amino acids. Gene Ontology annotation, biological process: G protein-coupled receptor signaling pathway. The transcript is spliced from 2 exons. Lineage: Eukaryota; Metazoa; Arthropoda; Thecostraca; Pollicipedomorpha; Pollicipedidae.
AUGACCGACCACUCCUGUCCGAACCGGCCGAGCGAGGACGACCUCGAGACCUACCGCCAGAUCUCGCUGUCUGCGUACGCCGUGGCCGGCGUCGUCUGCGCGCUCGGUAUCGCCGGCAACGCGCUCAACCUGCUCGUGCUGCGAUACGUGCAAUACCGCGCGGCGCCCAUCUACCUGUACCUGACAGCGCUGGCGGUGGUGGACCUGCUGACGCUGGUCAGCGUGCUGCCGUACGUGGUAUACCGACUGGUGCCGCCGUCCGCCGGCUGCAGUGGCGAGCUCGUCAUCACCGGGCCCUUCCUCGCAUUCUACGUGGCGCACUGCUUUAACCCCAUUGUCAACGGCUUCAUCUACACCAGCGUGUACAUCACGUUCUGGAUCACGGUGGACCGGUACGUUGCGGUCCGGCACCCGGCACGGUACGCGGCCCGCCAGGAUCGUUCCGGCCAGGCGCGUGGCCGAAUCGUCUUCUCGGCUGCGAUCGCGUUCGUCGCAAACAUGCCGUCGGUAUUCUACUACGACAUGGUCGCAGACAGCGGGGGCUACUGGGUCAACUUCCACCCGUCAGUGAUGAGAAACCACUGGUGGAUGUGCGUUGUCUCGCUGCAGCAGGCCAUGCUGCUCGGUCCCGUCGUCGCCAUUCUCGUCAUGAACGUGAUGGUGAUGACGCGUGUGCUUCGGAUCCAGCGUGGCGUGCGCGCCGAGCCGCCGCCUGUCUGCGUGAUCUCGGUCGGCAACGACCUGCAGUUUGCGAACUGCCUGUUGAACGUGCUCUUCUACUACGUGUUCAGUCUGGAGAUGCGGCGCGCCCUGUACGGCCUGGUCGAGCGUGGCGUGGCGCGGCUGCGCCGGCUUCGCGGCCAGGCCGACUCGGUCCAGCUGCGGGUCAAGUCGCUGCGCGCCCGCCAGCUCGUCUCCGGCUCCCUCUUCACGGCGCGGGCUUUGACGAGCGAGGGCGUGCCGCACUGA